AUGGUAGUCACUGCGCGAACACGCAAUAAUAUUACGUCCUCAGAGGAACUGUUAGUGCUGCUGCUAGAUAGCGGCGCACAACACAGCUUCAUAAAAGAGGCUACUGCGUCGAGACUGGGACUUCCGUUUGAAGAUUCUCAGCCACUCACUACGCGAAGCUUCGGAGGUCAUCUGACAACUGAAGUUUCAUCUCGUGUUUCUCUAGUCUUACGAGACCAUGCGGGUAUACCUGUUAAACUCGCGGUGAGAACUCGUAAGAUUACUACGUCAAUUCAUGCCGGAACUCAUAUCUCUCAAGAUACGAUCCGGUUAUUACGUUCCUCGUGCAACCAUAGCGAUCUCGUCACCGAUGGAGAUAUCGACAUAGAUGUCCUCAUUGGGAUGGAUCACUAUUGGAGAAUCGUCGACACGACGAGAGCACGAAGAUUACCGUCAGGACUCAUGAUCGUGUACACACGAUUUGGACCAGUAGUAUCCGGUUCGAAACAUUCCAGUUCUGCACAUGUCUCAACAAUUUUUCCAUAUCUUACCACCUCAGAGACAGAAGCAGUCCAGGAACGUUCCGAUCCAGAUAUUACCCAACUCUGGGAUCUCGAAUUUAUCGGGAUCACAGACAGCAUGAGCCCACGUCAAGACGACCAGGUUAACGCCGAAGUCGUCCAACGCUAUUACGAUACCGUUCAG
Molecule: messenger RNA, 684 nt
Organism: Ostertagia ostertagi
Lineage: Eukaryota; Metazoa; Nematoda; Chromadorea; Rhabditida; Trichostrongylidae
Source: the annotation of a GenBank genome assembly